This is a messenger RNA of Ectocarpus siliculosus, 2040 nucleotides long. Lineage: Eukaryota; Phaeophyceae; Ectocarpales; Ectocarpaceae. The record is from the annotation of a GenBank genome assembly.
AUGGAUCCGUACGGCACGUCGCGUCAAGACAGCGACCCCUUGAGCUUUCCGCCUCAGGACCCCUACGAGCAUCAGCAGCAACAGCAGGCGAACAAGCGCGCACGUAUGGACUACGGCGGGGUCGCUGCAAGUGGGGGGCUCAGGGUGGGUGGGAGCAUGGGACCUGCUGCCGGCGUCCCCUACGAUGAUUACGGAGGCAUCGCGUCGGACGGCGGCGGCGGCGGCGUGUUGAGCUACCAAGCCCCGUUCGAGACUUACGGAGAAGGCAGUCGAGGUGUCAGUGGAAGAGGAAGAGGAGGAGGAGGAGCAGCAGCAGCAUCGACAGCAGGAGGAGGAGGCGUGCUGGGGACAAGUUACUAUGGGGGUGCCGGCGACGGGCUGGAGGAAGUCCGAGGUGGAAUCGUCGGCGGCGCGGCCGCGUUUCACGGGACCUCCGGCGUCGGCACGACUGCAGCGCUCUACGGCAACACCGGCAACACCGGCGGCGUCGGUGUUGGAAGGUACACCGGCUAUCCGGAAGCAAGCCGCGGAACUAGUUACGGCUCGGGCGUCCCAGGGACCGCCGCCGCCGCCGGUGGCGAAGGCGUUGCUGCGACCAGAGGGUACGGCACCAGUGGAGGCAUAGGCGAUCGGUACGGCGGCGGCGGCGGCAUGCGGGAGGUUGUCCCGGCAGACGGGUACGAGGACGUGAGGAGCGGGAUGGUCGGGGGCGGCUACAGAACGACCAACUACAGCAGCGGCACCGGCGGGGGUCUCGCGAUGGCCGGGUCGGACGGAGCCGGGUACGGCGGCGGGCGGCGGGGAGGGGGCAGCGCCCUCCCGUACGACGAGUAUCGCAGCGAGUUCUACCCCAGCGGUGGGUUGGGCACCGGCGGCGGGAGCGGGGGAGGCGGCCACGUUUGGCCCGGGUCCUCGGCCGCAGGGAGAGGGGGCAGCGGCGGGUACGGCGUUUCGAUGGGUGCCACAGCAGGGGUAGGCGGUGCUGGCGCCAGGGGUAGGGGCCGGGACCCCGGGCGAAUACGCGGCGAUGAUGCGGCAGGUAUGCACGCCACCGGCGAUAUCGCAAGCACGAUCGGCAGUGUUGCGAGUAUGCUUGCCGAUGGCGGCGGGGGCGGGGGUGCCGUCGAUGAUGAUGGUGGGGGGCCCAAGGCUACGCCUGGUGUCGUCGACAAGCAUGCGGUAGAAGAAGAUGACGGGAUCGAAGACGAAGGGCCCCUGGGUGGCUGGACGGAGGUGGAAAGUUGGGAGUUCGCCAGGCUGCCACUUGAGGGCAAGACCCGCAAGCCGUGCCCCCGGGAAGUGAGCGGACCGAUCCACGUCUUCGACGGCAAGAGAAAGCCCGGAGCCACGGGGUGGCCCCCCGGCAUCACCUGGAUGGUCAGCGAGACCUACAAGGGUACCCUGGAAGGGAUAAACUGGCCGCCCUCGCUCGUCGGGGUGGUGCUCACUGGCUUCAAUCGUCCAAUCAAGCACGUCGACUGGCCGGAGGGGCUGCUGGAGCUGUACCUCAGGGGACCCUUCGAUCAGGCUAUCGAAGAAGCGCGUUUCCCGGAGUCUCUCAAGACCCUGUCCUUCGGGGCCUGCUUCAACCGCCCUGUCGAGGAGGCCGAGUUCCCACAGGGUCUGGAAGGCCUAUACUUCGGGGAUAAAGACAAGGGCUACGAGCGGGCCAAGUUCAACCAGCCAUUGGCGGGCAUGGCAUGGCCGGCCUCCCUCAAGCAGCUCAGCGCUGGCCAGGCGUUUGAUCAAUCCUUGGAGGGCGCUGAUUGGCCGGACACGCUCGAGGUUAUCAACAUCAUGGGGAGCAAGAAACAGCCGGUGGAGGACAUAGAAUGGCCGCCCGGCCUGAAACAGAUCCACGUGAGCGGACGUCUCCGCAAGGAGUCUCCCAAGGCGGCGUGGCCCCGUGGCUGCAAGGUGUACGCCUGGUCCUUCUCUAGCAGGGCCGCGGUAGAGCCGACGCCGACCUUCGGCAAGACAAAUGUCGGUCUCAGCAACUUCUCCGGCCACAACUCGGAACAAGUGAUGUUCGAGUACUGA